CCGGAACUUUAUGUGUACAAAAAUACAACUUUGUCAAACUAUGAUCGUACAGUAUCAGAAUUAGAUAAUGAUAAGAUAUCAAAUAUAUUUGAGUGGAUGUCAAAAAAAACCCCCAAGAAAGGUUUCAAAUCGUCUCAUUUACCGCAUCUAGAAGUUUUACCAUUUUCUGAAACUUUUGGAGGAAAAAACUUUACCAACAAAUUAAGUGGAUUAGAUGCAGGAGUAUGCGAUUUAAAUAAAACUUAUACUCGAAGAAAUAUUCCAACAAGUAAUUCUCUUGGAUGUUUUAUUUUAGAUGAAAGUCAUUUUACAAAUCCUUUUUAUGAUUUAGAUAGAAAUUUAAUUGAUCCGGGUUUAUGUUUAAUUCAUUGUAAAGAUUAUAAUUAUACCAUUUCUGCACUUAGAAAUUCAAAUGAAUGUAGAUGUGGAUUUCAAGAUGGUUUAAAACAACAAUUAGAUAAUGAAACUUGUUAUCUUGAUUGUAUUGGUAAUUCAACUUUUAAAUGUGGUGGAAAAGAAGCUUAUACUGUUUAUAAUACUAUAAUUGGACUUUCAAGUUAUAAUAUGUCUAAUAUAAGUUCCGAUAAAAAACGUGAUCUUAUAAAUAAUCUCAAAAAUGAUAUUAGAUAUAAUGGAUGUUUUCAAGAAAGUCCUAAUUGUGGUCAAAGAUUAUUGAAUGGUACAUUAGAUGAAAAUAUUCAUAUGACAAUUGAUUAUUGUAUAAAUUUUUGUAAGAAAAAGGGUUAUGCAUUUGCUGGACUAGAGGUUGGUUCUCAAUGUUUCUGUGGAAAUGAAUAUGAACGUAUAAGAAGAUUGGGUGAUGAUUAUUGUAGUAGUAGUUGUAUAUUUAAUAGUUAUCAAAUCUGUGGAGGUCCUUUAACUCUUAGCAUUUACGAUACUGAAAUUACUUCUGGCAAUAAUACUAGUAAUAAAAUUGACAAUACUGAAAUUACUCCUGGCAAUAAUAUUGCAAAAGAGACGUACCACACAUGCACGUCUGAAUGUGUCCCUCAAAGUGAGUGGAAUAAUUCUUUUUCGAGUCACAUCAAUGACCGAACCAGUCGUGUAAUAUUACGAAAAGUGGGUGUCUAUUUGAAUUUUGAACAACAUGAAGAAGGUCCCACCUCGACUAAAAAAAACCACUCGGUAUAUCCAAAAAAGUUAUGA
This is a messenger RNA of Racocetra persica, 1167 nucleotides long. NCBI's taxonomy places the organism in Eukaryota, Fungi, Glomeromycota, Glomeromycetes, Diversisporales, Gigasporaceae. The record is from the annotation of a GenBank genome assembly.